Carica papaya (papaya) is the source of this 3133-nucleotide messenger RNA. Its product is annotated as linoleate 13S-lipoxygenase 3-1, chloroplastic. Gene Ontology annotation, molecular function: metal ion binding; oxidoreductase activity, acting on single donors with incorporation of molecular oxygen, incorporation of two atoms of oxygen; protein binding. NCBI's taxonomy places the organism in Eukaryota, Viridiplantae, Streptophyta, Magnoliopsida, Brassicales, Caricaceae. The record is from RefSeq and is a predicted model, not a curated record. Gene Ontology annotation, biological process: lipid oxidation.
CAUUCAUCAAAAUUAAUUACAUCUCCUCCUGACCCCCCCUCCUCCAUCUUCUCCUAAUACUACUACUCUGCAGAGGAGUUCUUGAUUUUGCUAUCAACACAGCAGAAACAGAGAGAAGAAGAGGAAGAGUAAGAGGAAGAAGACGAAGAUGGCGCUGGCUAAAGAAAUGAUGGGUUAUUCUAUGAUAGAGAGAUCACCAUGGUUGGCAUCAUCGAAGAAACUCAGGUUGAAGUACAGAGAUAAUAGUUUGCCACAGAGGAAAACCCAGCUCCGGAUUAACCCGGGUUCAGUUUUUUUGGAACACAGGAGGACGAAUCCUGUCGUGGUGGCAGCUUUAAGUGAAGAUUUGAUCAAGUCGAUUGGUAGUAGUAACAGCAGUAGCGGCAGGGAGAAUGAAAAUAAGGCAGUGAAGUUCAAGGUGAGAGCUGUUAUGACUGUUAGGAACAAAAGUAAACAGGAUCUUAAAGACACCAUUGUCAAACAUUUGGAUGCUUUCUCUGAAAAAAUUGGGAGAAAUGUGGUGUUGGAACUUAUCAGCAGCACUGAAAUUGACCCAAGAACCAAAGAGGCAAAGAAGAGCAAUCAGGCUGUAAUCAAGGAUUGGUACAAGAAAUCAAAUGUGAAAGCUGAGAGAGUUCAUUACACAACUGAGUUAUUAGUGGAUUCUAACUUUGGGGAAGCAGGAGCAAUUACAGUCAUCAACAAGCAUCAGAAUGAGUUCUUUCUGGAAAGUAUCACCAUUGAAGGAUUUGCUUCUGGUCCACUCCAUUUCCCCUGCAACUCUUGGGUUCAACCAGUCAAGCACCAUUCAUCCCCUAGAAUUUUCUUCUCUAACAAGCCAUAUUUGCCAAGUGACACACCUGUUGGACUGAAAGCAUUAAGAGAGAAAGAACUAAAGGAUCUGAGAGGUGAUGGGAAAGGAGUUAGAAAUUUAUCAGACCGGGUUUACGACUUUGAUGUGUAUAAUGAUCUGGGAAAUCCAGACAAGGGUUCUGAUUUUGCUCGCCCUGUUCUUGGCCGCCAAAUUCCCUACCCAAGACGGUGUCGUACUGGCCGUCCCCCUACUGAUACAGAUAUGCAUGUGGAGAGCCGGGUGGAGAAGCCAUUGCCGGUGUACGUGCCAAGAGAUGAACAAUUUGAGGAGAGUAAACAAGAUACUUUCUCUGCUGGGAGGUUGAAGGCGGUACUACACAACUUGAUACCAUCGUUGAAGGCCACCAUUUCUGCUGAUAAUCAUGAUUUUAAUGCCUUCUCCGACAUUGAUAAUCUUUACAGAGAAGGUCUUCUUCUCAAGAUAGGUUUACAGGAUGAACUCAUCAAGAAACUACCAUUGCCUACUGUUGUUAACACUAUUCAAGAAUCCAGCCAGAGAUUACUCAAAUAUAAUACACCCAAGAUUGUUUCAAAGGACAAGUUUGCUUGGUUGCGGGAUGAUGAAUUUGCACGGCAGACUAUGGCAGGGAUAAAUCCAGUCAGCAUUGAGAGGCUUAGGGUUUUCCCCCCAGUUAGCAAUCUUGACCCUCAAAUCUACGGUUCACAACCAUCCGCCCUUCAAGAACAUCACAUCGCUCCUCAUCUCCAUUGCAUGACCGUACAACAGGCUUUGGAGGAGAAAAAGCUAUACAUAAUGGAUUACCAUGACGUAUACUUACCAUUUCUAGAUCGGAUUAAUGCCUUGGACGGCCGGAAAGCCUAUGCCACUCGGACCAUUUUCUUCUUGACUCCUCAAGGCUGUCUCAAGCCUAUAGCCAUUGAGCUUAGCCUCCCGCACACCGGACCAACUUCUCGGCAGAAGCGCGUUGUCACGCCGCCCGUAGACGCCACUAGCAAUUGGGUUUGGCAACUCGCCAAAGCUCAUGUCUGUGCCAACGACGCUGGUGUCCACCAGUUGGUCAACCAUUGGCUACGUACACAUGCUAGCAUGGAGCCAUUUAUCUUGGCGGCUCAUAGGCAAAUGAGUGCCAUGCACCCAAUUUUUAAGCUUCUUGAUCCACAUAUGAGGUAUACAUUAGAGAUCAAUGCGCUGGCUAGACAAAACCUAAUCAACGCAGAUGGUGUCAUUGAGUCCUGCUUUACCCCCGGCCGCUACUGCAUGGAAAUGAGCGCCGCCGCCUAUAGAAACCAUUGGCGUUUUGACAUGGAAGGCCUCCCCGCCGAUCUCAUCCGCAGAGGCAUGGCUGAACCUGACCCAACACAACCACAUGGGUUAAAGCUCUUGAUUGAAGAUUACCCAUAUGCGGCUGAUGGGUUAUUGAUUUGGUCAGCAAUUGAGAACUGGGUCGGAACCUACGUGAACCAUUACUACCCAAACUCCACAUUAAUCUGCAACGACAGAGAGCUCCAAGCCUGGUACUCAGAGUCCAUCAACGUCGGCCACGCCGACCUCCGUGAGGCAAACUGGUGGCCCAAAUUAGACAACGCCGAUGACUUAAUCUCCAUCCUCACCACCAUCAUCUGGCUCGCUUCCGCCCAACAUGCCGCCCUUAAUUUCGGACAAUAUCCUUAUGGUGGGUACGUCCCAAAUCGCCCACCCCUAAUGAGAAGACUCAUCCCAGAAGAAAAUGACCCAGAGUAUGCUAAUUUUCUUGCUGACCCACAAAAGUAUUUCCUCUCCGCAUUGCCAAGUUUGCUUCAAGCUACAAAAUUUAUGGCUGUGGUGGACACCUUGUCGACCCACUCGCCGGACGAGGAGUACUUGGGGGAACGACAGCAGCCGUCGAUUUGGUCCGGUGAUGCAGAGAUUAUAGAAGCGUUUUAUGGGUUUUCAGCCGAGAUUAUAAGGAUAGAAAAGGAGAUUGAGAAGAGGAACCAGGAUCCUAGCCUUAAGAAUCGUUGUGGAGCUGGAGUUUUGCCAUAUGAGCUUCUAGCGCCUAGUUCAGAACCUGGAGUAACUUGCAGAGGAGUCCCAAACAGUGUGUCGAUAUGAGGUGUAGUUCUUUAGUUUUGUUUUGGUAAUUAUAAGAAUUUGUACGUAUGUAUAUGCCGCUUGGGUCCUCUGGGUUUAACUUAGGCUGUAUAUGAAAUAGAUAAAAUAUUUAAUAAUUGUAGAACUUUGAGCUUAUUGGUCUUGAUUUGCAGAUCAGACAAAAUUCAAUGAUCUAUUUGUGUAAUCAAAUAAAAAAUCUUACAUGUA